This is a messenger RNA of Capronia epimyces CBS 606.96, 1365 nucleotides long. Its product is annotated as 26S protease regulatory subunit 4. The transcript is spliced from 2 exons. Gene Ontology annotation, molecular function: ATP binding; proteasome-activating activity; ATP hydrolysis activity. The coding region runs from base 1 to 1365 and encodes 454 amino acids. Lineage: Eukaryota; Fungi; Ascomycota; Eurotiomycetes; Chaetothyriales; Herpotrichiellaceae. The record is from RefSeq and is a predicted model, not a curated record. Gene Ontology annotation, biological process: proteasome-mediated ubiquitin-dependent protein catabolic process. Gene Ontology annotation, cellular component: proteasome regulatory particle, base subcomplex.
AUGGGAGGCGGCCCUCCAGGGCAUGGGGCCAAAGAUGAUAAAGACAAGAAGAAGGACAAGCCUAAGUACGAACCUCCUCCACAACCAACCACGCGAAUCGGACGGAGGAAGCGUAAGCAAGCUGGACCGAAUGCAGCCGCAAAGCUGCCAACCAUCUACCCAACUGCCCGAUGCAAACUGCGGUAUCUGAGGAUGCAGAGAGUGCAUGACCAUUUACUCCUGGAAGAAGAGUUCGUGGAGAACCAAGAACGCCUCCGGAAGGCCAAAGCCGUCCAGACCCCUGCUGUUGCCGCGGAAGGUGAAGCUGCAGAUCGCAAUGCGGAUGAACGAAGCCGGGUCGAUGAUAUGAGAGGGAGUCCUAUGGGUGUUGGCAACCUGGAAGAGCUCAUCGAUGACGAUCAUGCUAUCGUUUCCAGCGCCACAGGCCCGGAGUACUACGUCUCUAUCAUGUCCUUCGUCGACAAAGAUCUACUCGAGCCCGGUGCCUCUAUUCUCUUGCAUCACAAGUCUGUCUCUGUCGUCGGCGUUUUGACGGACGAUGCCGAUCCAUUGGUGUCGGUCAUGAAAUUGGAUAAAGCGCCCACUGAAAGCUACGCUGAUAUUGGUGGGCUGGAAGCCCAGAUACAAGAAGUCCGUGAAGCGGUGGAGCUGCCUUUACUGCACCCCGAAUUGUACGAAGAGAUGGGCAUAAAGCCGCCGAAAGGUGUUAUCCUAUAUGGCGCACCAGGAACAGGCAAGACUUUGCUUGCAAAGGCUGUUGCCAAUCAAACUUCGGCGACCUUCUUGCGCAUCGUUGGGUCGGAACUCAUUCAGAAAUAUCUUGGCGAUGGUCCGAGGUUAGUGCGUCAACUCUUCCAGGUCGCAGCGGAGAAUGCUCCUAGUAUUGUCUUCAUCGAUGAGAUCGAUGCCAUCGGUACGAAACGAUACGAGUCGACAUCGGGUGGCGAACGAGAAAUUCAGCGAACCAUGCUUGAACUUCUAAAUCAGCUGGAUGGUUUCGAUGACAGAGGAGAUGUCAAGGUCAUCAUGGCCACGAACAAAAUCGAGACUUUGGACCCGGCUUUGAUCCGACCAGGGCGAAUCGACCGCAAGAUCCUGUUCGAAAAUCCCGACACCAACACCAAGAAGAAGAUCUUCACGCUUCAUACUAGCAAGAUGAGUCUGGCCGACGAUGUGGACCUGGACGAAUUCAUUGCCCAAAAGGAUGACCUCAGCGGCGCAGACAUCAAGGCCAUCUGUUCCGAGGCAGGAUUGAGAGCACUUCGAGAGAGGAGAAUGCGGGUCAACAUGGCAGAUUUCCGCAGUGCGAAGGAGAGUGUGAUGAAGACGAAGAACGAGGGCGAGCCCGAGGGUCUGUACUUGUAA